ACACUACUCUCCUCCCCUCAUCUGUGUAACUACUCCCCCGUCAAAUUCUUCGCUGCUGCUCUUCAGCCAGUCCAUCAACGUCAGGGUUCAAUUUGUCGACCAAAAGACAUGGAAAUUGAUCAAGCAAUCAAAGAAUGCGAUGAUCGAAGGCUGAAGACCAAGUAUAACAAUUCUAUUUAUGUGAUUAAAAGAGCUCUUGCACUAUAUUCAGUAGAAGAAGUAGCAUUGAGCUUCAAUGGAGGGAAGGAUUCUACUGUUUUGUUUCACCUGCUCAGGGCGGGCUAUUACUUGCAUGAAAGUGAAAAGUGUCACUCUAACGGGGACAUUGGUUAUGGUGAAGUACAAUUUCCAUUACGGACAAUAUAUUUUGAGAGCUCAUCCGCCUUUCCAGAAAUAAACUCAUUUACCUAUGAAAUUGCUGAAAUUUACAAUUUGCGAAUGGAUAUUAUUCGACUUGACUUCAAAUCUGGUUUGGAGUCUCUGCUCAAAGCUAACCCAAUUAAAGCUAUUUUUCUCGGUGUUCGAAUUGGUGAUCCUACUGCGGUAGGUCAAGAGCAAUUCUCUCCUAGCUCACCUGGCUGGCCAUCCUUCAUGAGGGUGAACCCAAUUUUGGAUUGGUCAUAUAGAGAUGUGUGGGCGUUCCUUUUGACUUGCAAAGUUCAAUAUUGCAGCCUUUAUGACCAAGGUUAUACUUCUAUUGGGAGCAUCCAUGACACUGUACCCAACGAAUUGCUCUGUGUCCACCAUUCUGAAAAUAAUGGAGAAAAUUUCAGACCUGCAUAUCAACUCCAAGAUGGAAGGUUGGAAAGAGCUGGACGAGUGAAGAAGUAUUCUUCUCCAGUAUCUAAAAAGUUUCCCUCCCUUAGCAAUGGUUUGGAAAGUGAAGAUCUGUGCAAGAAAGUCAUGCUAACCUCCUCAGUAAUUGCUGUUGGUGAUGAGAUUUUCUCAGAUUUGGCACUGUUGAGGACAAGUUGGGCUUGUCACUAUGCAGAAAGCUCCAUUCAAUUGGUUGGACUGUCUCUCAUCUUUCUGUAACUCGAAAUGAUGUAGAUUCUGUUGCUGAGGAAGUGGAGAGGCGAAAUUCUACAAAUGACAUGGUGUUUAUCUAUGGAGGGGUUGGGCCCUUGCCUUCAGAUGUUACUGUGGCAGGAGUUGCAAAAGCCUUUGGUGUCCGUUUGGCCCCUGAUGAAGAAUUUGAAGAAUAUCUGAGGCAUAUGAUUGGUGAAAAAUGCACUGGGGAUAAGAAUGAGAUGGCACAAUUACCUGAGGGUAUUACAGAAUUGCUGCAUCAUGAAGAGCUGGAGGUGCCAUUGAUCAAGUGCCAUAAUGUGAUCAUUCUCACUGCAUCAAAUGUUGCUGAACUAGAGAAGCAAUGGGAAUGUUUAAUUAAAUUGACAAAAUCUCAAGGACUCCUUGCGUCAGCUGAACCAUUUUUUUCAAAGUGCUUUAAAACAAAUCUUUUCGACAUGGAAGUCGCUCAACCUCUAUCAAAGCUGUGUCUUCAAUUCCCAGACAUUUAUAUUGGCGGCUAUCGAGAAUCAAGACAAGGCCACCUUGUGAUUAGAUUUGAAGGGAAGGAUCGAAUGCGAAUAGAAGCUGCUGCCCAAGAAUUGUGCCAGAAUUUCCGAGCAGGUGCAUUCUCCAGCAUAAACUGAGUCGGGGUUUUUAAAAUCAGGUCUCUCCUGUCAACCGUCUCACAGCUUUCUGAAAUCAGAAGGGGAGAGGGAAAAUAGAGAAAACGUCAAACAUGAAGAUUAGUAUGAUACUACAGAUGUAACUUCGUUGCAAACUGAAAGAGGUCAAAAAUAUUGUUUCCCGGCUAGAACUACUUACAGCUAAUAGAAUAACCUAUAUAUGUGGUCAAUCUUACCUUGAAACACAUGGUGCCAAAAUUAUAAAUAUGUGCAACUAGGGUUGCAAACGAAUCGAAUCGAACCAAAUACAUGACAAUAUUAUUCGCAUUCGUAUAGUUAUUGAACAUUUGUAUUCAUAUUCGUUUAAUAUUCGAAUCUUAUUUAUAUUAGAAUCU
Cuscuta europaea is the source of this 2029-nucleotide messenger RNA. NCBI's taxonomy places the organism in Eukaryota, Viridiplantae, Streptophyta, Magnoliopsida, Solanales, Convolvulaceae. The record is from the annotation of a GenBank genome assembly.